Messenger RNA from Raphanus sativus (radish), 776 nucleotides. Its product is annotated as vacuolar protein sorting-associated protein 55 homolog. The transcript has 4 exons. The record is from RefSeq and is a predicted model, not a curated record. Gene Ontology annotation, biological process: late endosome to vacuole transport via multivesicular body sorting pathway. Lineage: Eukaryota; Viridiplantae; Streptophyta; Magnoliopsida; Brassicales; Brassicaceae. The coding region runs from base 186 to 566 and encodes 126 amino acids. Gene Ontology annotation, cellular component: endosome.
ACGCUAUUUGUGGUGUUUUCUCUUGGAUUCGAGUCUUGAUUCAUUCAGAUUGUUAGCUGGUUGUUCAGUGCUUUUCAUGAUUUUGUGAGCUAGGGUUUUGAAUUGUUUCAGACUUACACAAUUUGUUUUGCUAAUUUGAUUUUUUUUUUCAUUUUUUCAUAUAUCUUCUGGAAUGCUCAAAUUUGAUGUUUUUUGUUACAGUACUUGCUGGACUUGCCUUCAUGUUUUCAUCCAGUAUCCUCCUACAGAUUCUGGCGUGUGCGAUAUAUAGUAACUGGUGGCCAAUGCUGUCAGCACUCAUGUAUGUGGUUGUGCCUAUGCCAUGCAUGUUCUUUGGAGGAGGCUCAACCCAAUUCCUAAUUAGUCGAGAUGGUGGAGGGUGGAUAGAUGCAGCGAAGUUCUUGACAGGAGCAUCAACAGUGGGCAGCCUGGCGAUUCCGAUCAUAUUAAGGCAUGCUGGAAUGAUCGAGACGGGUGCGAUGCUGAUAGAGUUCACAUCCUUCUUCAUAUUCAUAUGCACCGUCAUGUGUUUUCACAGGGCUAGCCUGGAUGAUGAUGAUUGGUAACAGAUAACUUUGUGUUGUUUGUGAUUUUUACUAAUUGGAUUCGCAUUGGAGAAAGAGAGGGAGAGGAGAGAGUUGAAGUGUGAAGAAGAUGAGGUUAUUUAUGAAAGUUGUGUUCUUUCUCUCCUCCUUCCUUUGUAAAGCUUUGUAUCAACCAGUGUCUGUGUAAAAGAAAGUUUUGUUCAUCAUUAGUGAAUGUGAUGUUGUGUCUUA